UGAAACCCUCUCGGCAGAAAAUUCCGUUCGAAGAGCGCCACUGGCUCGACAGCUGAUAUUCGAUCACCGGAAAAUACAGCAGAGCUGCGGCAUCCAUGGCGGAGGGGGCGCCGACCAGCACGGAGGUUUCUCCCAACCAGACAAUUUACAUCAAUAACCUCAACGAGAAAAUCAAGCUCGACGAACUGAAGAAAUCGCUCAACGCGGUGUUUUCUCAAUUCGGAAAAAUUUUGGAGGUUUUAGCCUUCAAAACCCUAAAGCACAAGGGGCAAGCGUGGGUAAUCUUCGAAGAGGUCUCUUCCGCCUCCAAUGCGCUCCGUCAGAUGCAAGGAUUUCCAUUCUACGAUAAGCCUAUGAGAAUACAAUACGCAAAAACGAAAUCUGAUAUCAUAGCAAAAGCAGAUGGUACAUUUGUUCCUCGAGAGAAACGGAAGAAACAUGAAGACAGAGGUAGAAAGAAAAAGGAUCAACAUGACGGCAUUCAAGCAGCAGCGGGUGUGAAUCCUGCAUAUGCUGGCGCAUACGGUGCAGCUCCUCCUCUAUCUCAGUUACCGCAUAUGGGAGCUAGAGCUGUGCCAGAAGCUCCCGCCCCACCGAACAACAUCCUAUUCGUCCAGAACCUUCCUCACCAAACAACUUCUAUGAUGCUGCAAAUGCUUUUCAGCCAGUGCCCGGGAUUCAAGGAAGUUAGGAUGGUGGAAGCCAAGCCGGGAAUUGCUUUUGUUGAGUACGAAAAUGAGAUGCAGUCCACUGUCGCGAUGCAGGGUCUUCAGGGAUUCAAGAUUACCGAUGAUCAUCCUAUGCUGAUCUCUUAUGCCAAGAAGUAAGUCGAGUUUUAACCCCACGCUCCACUACUCAGCGGAGAACUACUCGAAACUUUUACCACCCGGGCCGGGAUCCAGUUUGUGCCAGUGUAAUAUGUAGUCAUAGAAACCAGAUUCGACAUUGUUCUUUCUGUAAAACUGCUUUGGCGACUGAUUACUGGCAGCUUGCCUAAUUGCUUGAUAUUUCUUUCA
This is a messenger RNA of Andrographis paniculata, 1016 nucleotides long. RefSeq names its product U1 small nuclear ribonucleoprotein A. Gene Ontology annotation, biological process: mRNA splicing, via spliceosome. Gene Ontology annotation, cellular component: U1 snRNP. Gene Ontology annotation, molecular function: U1 snRNA binding. The coding region runs from base 96 to 827 and encodes 243 amino acids. The transcript has 5 exons. The record is from RefSeq and is a predicted model, not a curated record. Lineage: Eukaryota; Viridiplantae; Streptophyta; Magnoliopsida; Lamiales; Acanthaceae.